AAGAUUUGUUUGACACGGCAGGGACUGGAUCCAAAAUCGACGGCGACUUUGUUCUCAAACUCGACCUGCAUCGGCGAGAAAACGAUCAACGACGAAGAUUGCUUCAUUCUAAAACUGGAAGCCGAAUCGCCAGUCCUACGCGCAAGAAGCAGUAGCAGCGUCGAAAUAAUCCGCCACACAGUUUGGGGAUAUUUCAGCCAAAGAACCGGCCUCCUCGUGGAGCUAGAAGAUUCGCAUCUCCUCCGAAUCAAAGCCGGAGGAUCACGAAACGACGAUAUAUUCUGGGAGACGACAAUGGAAACCCUAAUUCAGGACUACAGAAAGAUCGACGGCGUAAACAUUGCACACGCUGGAAAAACAACCGUCUCGCUUUUUCGAUUUGGCGAAAGCGCUGAAGGCCAUUCGAAAACGAAGAUGGAAGAGACUUGGGAGAUCGAAGAGGUUGAUUUUAAUAUCCAGGGUUUAUCGAUGGACUUCUUUUUACCUCCCAGCGAUUUAAAGAAGGAAAAGGAAGGAGUUGGUGCAACGAGUAAUGGAAAGUUGCCGUUGACGAUGAGAUGUGCGGCGGCGGCGGCGGCGACUGCUGGUUCGAAGAUUUGUUCGUCGAGAGUGGCGGCCAUUGAUGUCGAUGAAUCGGAGGGCAGUAAUCAGAGUGAUGAAGAUGAAGAGGCUGAGCCGUGAAGAAAUAUAUUUAAAUUUUGAAACUCAAAUUUUUGGAAAUUUGUACAUAAUCCAUGACAUUAUAUAUGUAAAGAGAGAGCUCUCUAUUUAUAGACUUUUCCAGGUAUGUAGGCCUGGGCUUUAAUGGUUUUGGGCCCAACUAAUAACUUGGGCUUUAUGAACUUUGAGCCCAAACCCUUUGAAGUUGGGCUUU
Cucurbita pepo subsp. pepo (vegetable marrow) is the source of this 874-nucleotide messenger RNA. NCBI's taxonomy places the organism in Eukaryota, Viridiplantae, Streptophyta, Magnoliopsida, Cucurbitales, Cucurbitaceae. The record is from RefSeq and is a predicted model, not a curated record.